Messenger RNA from Melanotaenia boesemani (Boeseman's rainbowfish), 3808 nucleotides. It is a transcript of the gene dusp4, whose product is annotated as dual specificity phosphatase 4. Gene Ontology annotation, biological process: protein dephosphorylation; endoderm formation; negative regulation of MAPK cascade. Gene Ontology annotation, cellular component: nucleus; cytoplasm. Gene Ontology annotation, molecular function: protein tyrosine/threonine phosphatase activity; MAP kinase tyrosine/serine/threonine phosphatase activity. Bases 270 to 1376 code for a protein of 368 amino acids. Lineage: Eukaryota; Metazoa; Chordata; Actinopteri; Atheriniformes; Melanotaeniidae. The record is from RefSeq and is a predicted model, not a curated record. The transcript is spliced from 4 exons.
AAAAAGGAAAACAGCAAAAGAGUCCGAGAGAGAAACACACAGAGAGGCAGAAGGAGAAAGAAAGGGACGUGACUGGACUGAUCGUAAAAAAGUAGUGCGGUUACAAUGCUCGUUUAGAGAAGAGGCGCGGAGGAAAAUCCACCGCAGGAUCCGUGCACCUUUUCCAAAUUUGUUCAAGAGGUUGUGGGGUCUCAAAAACAGAGUCUGAGUUCGGAGAUUGAAGACAGAGAAACACACACUCACAGACGCUCAACCUGAAGUGAGUUACGAUGGAAGAUCUGUGCGAGAUGGACUGCACGGUGCUGAAGCGGCUCCUGAAGGACGACAGCGCCAAGUGCCUGCUGCUGGACUGCCGCUCCUUCCUCGCCUUCAGCGCGGGGCACAUCCGGGGGGCCGUCAACGCCCGCUGCAACACCAUCGUCCGGAGAAGGGCAAAGGGCUCCGCGCUGAGCCUGGACCAGGUACUGGCCGGGGAUGAAGAGGUCCGUAGCCGCCUCCGGUCUGGGAUGUACUCCGCUGUGGUUCUGUACGACGAGAGGACACCGGACGCGGACACGGUGAAAGAGGACAGCACCCUAACUCUGGUGCUCAACGCUCUGUUCAGGGACUCAACGGGAACGCACAUAUACCUGCUGAAAGGGGGAUACGACAAAUUUUUCACAGAGUAUCCAGAGUUUUGUUUAAAGACCAAAUCCAUACCAUCCCUCACCAGCCAGUCCAGUGUCGACUCUUCCUGCUCAUCGUGUGGAACGCCACACAAUGAUCAGGGCGGCCCAGUGGAGAUCCUCCCAUUCCUCUACCUUGGCAGCGCCCUUCACGCUUCAAAGAAAGAAGUUUUGGAUGCCAUAGGAAUCUCUGCUUUAUUGAACGUGUCGGCUGACUGUCCCAACCACUUCGAGGGCGUUUACCAGUACAAGUGUAUCCCAGUGGAGGACAACCACAAAGAAGAUAUCAGCUGCUGGUUCCAGGAGGCCAUUGAGUUCAUAGAUUCAGUACGGGACUCCAGUGGGCGAGUGCUGGUCCAUUGUCAAGCAGGUAUCUCCCGUUCUGCAACCAUCUGCUUGGCCUACCUGAUGAAGAGGAAGCGGGUGCGUUUGGAAGAAGCCUUUGAGUUUGUGCGCAGGCGCCGCAGCAUCAUCUCCCCCAACUUCAGCUUCAUGGGCCAGCUGCUGCAAUUCGAGUCACAAGUCCUCGCCACCUCGUGCGCUGCUGAGGCUGCAGCCACGGCGAGCCCCCUUCUUGGACCCAAGUCAACAACAGCCACCACCUCAACGACGACCACGCCCACAUCUCCAUUCAUUUUCAGCUUCCCAGUCUCAGUGGUGAAUCCUGCCUACUUGCACCACAGCCCCAUUACAACCUCCCCCGGCUGCUGAUGGACAGCCAGUCACAGCCUUUUUGCUGAAACUGAAGUGAGCACAGACUGGCCUGCCGUUGGCUGGAUAAGCUGUCAGUCUCCCAGACCACUGCAGUAAGUACAUGCUUCCAUGGUGGGAAAGUGAGAAGCAGCACGGUGUGUGAUUCAAAACACACCAAAAAGACUUUUUGAAGUUCACAACCUAGCCAACGCUCCUUCCAGUUUCAAAAGACAUUUAUUCCACUUGACCAAAAAUGAACUGGCUUUCAAAACUUGUUUCUGUUAUAAAGUUCAGCUGGAGCGUUGGACUGAUGUCAACUUAAGAUACAGAUACACUUCCUUCCAACAUGCACAGAGACCCACUGACACAGAGAGGCCUACGCAGCAGCAAAACUCUCUUUUUCUCUCUCCCACACACACACGUUCAUGACUACCAACUGAAUAAGCUCAGUAUGAAGACGGCCUGUUGCUAUGGAGACGAGGUCUUUAGGAGAGGAGAUGGACACAGGAAGGAAGGAGGAAUUUUAAGCACCCGCUCUUUCCUCUUUGGGUGUCCCUCCUGUUACCAGACAAAAGAGAUGGAUGGAAAAAAGAGGGGAGGAGAUGGUGACAGAAAGCAGGAGCCUCUUCAGUGACAGGUGCUCUGCCGGGGAUCCGACCGGAGCUUCCUGUCCUUCAUACGUCCUCUUCCUCUCUCCAUCUCUCCCCCUCACCUUCCUCUCCUCUCAUCUCCUUUUCAUCCCUUUAUAUUACCUCCCUCCUCCUCAUCCUCUCAUCUCUGCCUCUCAUCUUCAGCCUGAUGGCACCACCCCACCCCCCACUCCCCUCCUUCUCCUUCGGUUCCUGUCUCCUCCAAAUGAAGAGGCUAAAUAAAUAAAAUAAGAUGCCAAAUAAAGGCCAGGGCCCUUUCAAAUGGACUGGGAAACCCCUUUGCAAGCCCCUGACACACUUUAGGAAAGCCCAUCUGUUACAUCACAUAAAAUGUUUUAGAUGAAAGGGCUGAAAAAUAGAGAAUGAAGAGGUGAAAAUGAGUUUUGCUAAGUGGCAUGCAUAGAUCCAAGAGUCUUCUUUUUGGUCAAAUGGUAGAACUGAGGGAACAGUAGCCCUGGAAGACAGCCACUUAAACAACCAUGCUGGUGUUUUUUUUUAUUUUUAAUCUAUUAUGUAUUCAACACCUUUUUUCCAAUUUUCCAAAACAUACAUCACUUUCACGACCUGGGUUUCAGUUCUUUUCAGCCGAGAUGUUUUCAUAGCAUAUUGAAAUGAACUGAAAACACUGGCUCCUGUUGGUUGCCUUGGAAAAUGAUCUUUUUUUUAUAUAUGUAAUGGGCAAAAAAUGCACAUCGUUUGAAGAUGGUCUUUUAAGGUGUUUGUGCCUUGUUCAUAAAAGAUUUAGGCAUCUCUGAUUGUUUUUUUUCUCUUGCAUAAAUAUUGGAAAGCAGAUUGCUGAAUGUUAGGCCAGACCUGUAAAAAUCUCAUCAUUUCAACAGUGCAGAACAGACUUGGUCACACUGUCAAAAAAGCAACAUUUUUCUGUUUGUAUUCUUUUAGACACACUCUUUAUAAACACAUACACACAUAAUGUAAUACGUAGACAAAGGUUUUACAAAAAACAUUAUGUAGACAUUAAAAUACUAAUUGAACAUAAAAAAAAGACUUAAAAAAAUCAUUACAACCAUAAAUUAUUGAGGCAUUGACAUUUUGGAUCUAAAUAAGGAUUCACAUGUAUCAUCUGAGAUUGCUGCAGAUUCACCUUUUUCACUAAGACAACUUAACUAUUGGGUUAAGAAAACUAUUUUGUUUCCCCUUUUAAAUCCAUUUCUAAAUCGGUCCAACGUGACCUACUGACUCUCCACCCAGCUGAGCACAAGGCUUCAUUAAAACUCACAUUAAAUUUUCAUAUCACAAUUUUAUACCAUAACUGUAGUAAUUAAGCUUCAAGCUAAGCUAAGAUAUACACUGUGCUAGACCAACAAAGGCAAAAAAGAAAUAAAAAAAAAGUUCUAUAAACACCCAUACACACACAUUUUAAAUAAAACAAACUUUCUCAGUUUUUGCAGAUUGUCAGAAAAUAUCUCUGUAGCACUUUGAAGUGAUGCAAUACCGUAUUUGUAAUUUAUGAUUGAUUUGCACAUCAUGGUGAUGGAUGCCAGACUGACUUGACUAUGUACACAUAAUUAUAGAGAGAGAGGAGGAGAGUGAGAAGAGAGCCAAUCAAUGAAAAAUGCAAUACUUUGUACUCAUCUGUAUGGUUUGUACCUGUUUAUCUGUCUCUUUGUGUUAGUCAUUCUGUCUUAGGUGUGUCUCUUGUCCAAUCAUUGCUGUUUACCCAUCGUGACAAUAUCAGUCCUCGAAAACAAAAUUUCCCCUCAGUUUUAUUGUAGAAUGAAUGAUCUGUACAUUUAUUUAUUACUGAAGAUCCACUGUUGAAUAAACAAUGUUCUUAAGUAA